This is a messenger RNA of Arachis ipaensis, 1140 nucleotides long. The record is from RefSeq and is a predicted model, not a curated record. NCBI's taxonomy places the organism in Eukaryota, Viridiplantae, Streptophyta, Magnoliopsida, Fabales, Fabaceae.
UUCCUUCUCUUUUUUCGGGUAGAUUAUUCACCAUUAUAUAUUUGCUACUCAUGCUAACAAUUUACAUAGCAAUUGCUACAUUCAUUGCUUCAGAGAUUUUUCUCUAAUGGAGAACAAUGAGUCCGUUUCUCCGGUAAUUCUUUGAUGUUACAUAAUUUUUCUCUUUACAUGCAUUCCAUUUAGAUAAGAUAUAUACAUUAACCUUUUAUUUAUUUUUAUUUUAUAUUUUUUCUUCACAGACUUGUGUUGUUCUCAAAGUAGUGAAUCUCCAAUGUUGUGAAGCUUGUCCUUCCAGGGUGAACAAAGAGCUUAGGAAAAUUAAGGGAGUUACUGAUGUCCAAAUGAACAGAGAAGAGGGACUAGUUACAGUUUUUGGUGAGGCAGAUUCUUCAAAACUCAUCAAAGCAGUAAAAAAGGUUGGAAGAAAAAGAGCAGAGAUUUAUAUGGAGCCUAAAGAUCAACCUACUGAACCAAGCUGCACCUGCUUAGAACACACAAAGAGCACAAAAUCCAAGAACUCAAGCAUCCCUGAUGACACAAAGAGCACCAAAUCCAAGCACACAAAGGCGAGUGCGAAACAUGAUGAUGAUGAUGAUGAUUCUGAUGAUAAUUGCUCUGCUGAUGCUGAUUUUGGCGACCACGAUCUGCCUCUGCCUCCACAAUUUAAUGAUCAUGGAGCUCCUUCAAGGUCCAACAACCAUGUUGCUUCUAAUGCAAGCUAUCAUCAUUAUCCUCAAAAUAAUCCAAUAAUGCUAGGUACCAAUAAUGGUGGUGGUGGUGGCGGUUAUUUUCAAGGGACAACAUUUCCUGUGCCUGCAUAUAUUAAUACAUAUGCAAGAUUUUGUAAUGACUACAAUGAAUGUGUUCCUCCUCCAAUGGGUUAUGGUAGACCACAACAACCACCUUAUCAAUACAGUUACUAUCAUCAUCAACAGCGUUAUCCACCACAACCACAGCCGCAGCAACAGGCUCCUCCUCCUCCUCCUCCUCCUCCAUGCUCAUAUUAUGGUGAUGCUAAUGGAUGCACCAUAUCAUGAGCUCUGCUACUUAUUAUAUAGUUGCUUCUUACUUCAAUUCUAUAUUCUUCUAAUGUUUUGGUGUAUAUCCUAUGGUUUGCUCAUAUAUCCUAUGGUUUGAUUU